Frankliniella occidentalis (western flower thrips) is the source of this 1128-nucleotide messenger RNA. RefSeq names its product cuticle protein 16.5-like. The transcript is spliced from 3 exons. NCBI's taxonomy places the organism in Eukaryota, Metazoa, Arthropoda, Insecta, Thysanoptera, Thripidae. The record is from RefSeq and is a predicted model, not a curated record. The coding region runs from base 39 to 782 and encodes 247 amino acids.
UCUGUGAACAGUGCGAAACAGAGCAACUAACUGCCAAGAUGAAGUUCCUGUCCGUGUUCGUCGCCGUCCUGGCCGUGGUGUCCGCAGCUGAGGAGCAGCAGGCAGAAAAGAAGCAGGAGAAACGCGGAGCCGUCGGCAUCGGUCUCGGAUAUGCUGCUCCGAGCUUGUCUAUCGGACACGGACCCGCGGUGAGCUACGCUGCUCCCGCCGCCUACGCUGCACCCGCCGCCUACAGCGCCUACGCCGCACCCGCCGCCUACAGCACCUACGCCGCCCCUGCCGCCUACGCCGCCCCCGCGUACACCUCCCACGCUGCCUACGCCGCCCCUGCUGCAUAUGCUGCCCCCGCCGCCUAUGCCGCCCCCGCGGCGUACGCAACUCACGCCUACGCCGCUCCCGCCGCCUACGCCGCGCCCGUCGCCGCUAGGGUCGCCUACUCCGCGCCAGCCUACUCCUACUCUGCCGCCGCCACCCCCGCCUACUCCGUCGCCUCGGCCCCGGUCGCCAAGCUCGCGUACUCAGCGCCCUCCGUGGCAUACGCCGCGCCCGCAUAUGCUAAGUACGCUGCCCCCGCUGUCUCCUACGCCGCCGCCCCCGCUGUCUCCUACGCCGCCAGCCCCGCUGUCUCCUACGCGGCCGCCCCGGCCCUCUCCAUCGGCCACGGUCCCGCUCUCGGCUACGCCGCUGCCCCCCUGGGCCUGGCUGGCCACGGCCUUGGCUACAGCAGCAUCGGCCUGGGACACGGUUUGGGCUACAGCGGCCUGGGCGGAUACGUCCACUAGACUAGGACCCUCCUCCCCUACAUUCUCCCUCCCCCAGCCCAGCACUAACCCCAGCAGCUCCCCAAACAGUGCCAUUGUUGCGCCGUUGCCCACUGUCCACUGCCUACACCAGCCCGAGACAAAGUCGAUGUCGGCUAUCGCAUUUCAUUUCUACUCUAGUCUGUUCUUUCAUUGUCGCCACUCAUUGUGCUCGACGGAGGAGCUCGCCGACAUGAUCACGUGAUUAUUAAUGUUACCAUAUUCCAUGUCAUUUUUCAUCUAUCUUCGUUGCACCACCCCUCAUUUUGUACGAUUGGAUAAGAAAUUAUUUAUUUUAAGAAGACAAUAAAAAAAAACUGAAAAUAGA